This is a messenger RNA of Mirounga angustirostris (Northern elephant seal), 3604 nucleotides long. It is a transcript of the gene ASB4, whose product is annotated as ankyrin repeat and SOCS box containing 4. Gene Ontology annotation, biological process: intracellular signal transduction. The coding region runs from base 74 to 1354 and encodes 426 amino acids. NCBI's taxonomy places the organism in Eukaryota, Metazoa, Chordata, Mammalia, Carnivora, Phocidae. The transcript has 5 exons. Gene Ontology annotation, molecular function: protein binding. The record is from RefSeq and is a predicted model, not a curated record.
UCCAGCAUGUGCCUGUUUGCUUGGUGCCGCUCUCCUGAUAAAUCACAACAAAGCUUCCAGAGGGAGAGGAAGGAUGGAAGGAGCCGCCACCCCUAUCACUAAAUCUGCAGCGGCCAAGUUAGUUAAGAGAAAUUUCCUUGAGGCUCUAAAGUCAAAUGACUUCGGAAAACUGAAGGCCAUUUUAAUCCAAAGGCUAAUAGAUGUGGACACAGUUUUUGAAGUUGAAGAUGAGAAUAUGGUUUUGGCAUCUUAUAAACAAGGUUAUUGGUUGCCUAGUUAUAAAUUGAAGUCUUCCUGGGCAACAGGCUUGCAUCUCUCUGUCUUAUUUGGUCACGUGGAAUGUCUUCUGGUGCUCCUGGACCACAAUGCUACAAUCAACUGUAGACCCAAUGGGAAAACCCCUCUUCAUGUGGCUUGUGAAAUGGCCAACUUGGAUUGUGUUAAGAUCCUCUGUGACCAUGGAGCAAAGCUCAAUUGCUACUCCUUAAGUGGACACACAGCUUUACACUUCUGUACAACUCCCAGCUCCAUUCUCUGUGCCAAGCAAUUAGUUUGGAGAGGGGCCAACGUGAACAUGAAGACCAACAAUCAGGAUGAGGAGACGCCCUUGCACACGGCUGCCCACUUCGGCCUCUCGGAGCUGGUGGCCUUCUACGUGGAGCACGGGGCCAUAGUGGACAGUGUGAACGCCCACAUGGAGACCCCGCUGGCUAUCGCCACCUACUGGGCCCUCCGCUUUAAAGAGCAGGAGUACAGCAGGGAGCACCACUUGAUCUGCCGCAUGCUGUUGGACUACAAGGCCGAGGUCAACGCCAGGGAUGAUGACUUCAAAUCCCCGCUGCACAAGGCCGCCUGGAACUGUGACCACGUGCUCAUGCACAUGAUGCUGGAGGCGGGGGCCGAAGCCAAUCUCAUGGAUAUCAACGGCUGUGCGGCCAUCCAGUACGUGCUGAAGGUCACCUCUGUGCGCCCGGCGGCCCAGCCUGAGAUCUGCUACCAGCUCCUGUUGAACCAUGGGGCUGCCCGGAUAUACCCUCCACAGUUCCACAAGGUGAUACAGGCUUGCCAUUCUUGUCCCAGAGCAAUCGAAGUUGUAGUCAAUGCCUAUGAACACAUCAGGUGGAACGUAAAGUGGAAAAGAGCUAUCCCCGACGAUGACUUGGAGAGACACUGGGAUUUUUACCACUCUCUCUUCACUGUGUGCAGUAACUCUCCAAGGACUCUCAUGCAUUUAUCGAGAUGCGCCAUUCGAAGAACGUUGCACAACAGAUGUCACCGAGCAAUUCCUUUGCUGUCCCUCCCACUGUCAUUGAAAAAGUACUUGCUUUUGGAGCCAGAGGGAAUCAUUUAUUAAGCCUUAUGAGACAGAAGUUCCCAAUCCUAGAUAUUUAAGUGGACUCACCGGGUAGACACAGUUUGCAUAAAUAAAAUGGUACUUGGGUUGAUUAUAACACUUCAGGGAUUUCAAAACACUUGACAAACUCUAUGUCAUUAAUCCUAGGGUAUCACCGUGAGGGGAAAUAAACAAGAAGUAAAGUUAAGGAAUUCUCAAAGACAAGAAUGUAUCCAGAAGGUACUGACAGCAGUAAUGACUAAUGUGUAUAGUGUUUUUCCUCGGUGCCUGAUAUAUUUUUGUAAAACUUUUCAUAUAUCAUCUCAUUUGAAAUGGGACCCAGCUUUUCUUACAACCAAUCUCAUUCUCUCCCUUCUCAGUAAUAGGUUUACAUUACUGUUCAGUUGGCGAAAUCAUAGACUUUGUGAUUGGCCUCUUAAUCUCAGUGGCUUCCCCCAAACUCCCCUCCCACCAUGGUUACCACUUAGCAGAGAUUAUGGUCACUAGUUUUGCAAACCUCUGUCCCCACUCUAAGCUCUUUAACUUAUUUUUGGUGAAGAGAGCAUAUGAGCCUCAUCAAAACAAGGAGAUCUUUGAGUUAAAGGAGAAAUGAAAAACAAAGACCAGUCCACUUAGUAGCCAAAAUAUGGACAUUUCAACAUACGCUCGUUGAGCCAUAGACUGGAGAUGCAACGGGGAGUCUACAGCGAGGACUCCUGCCCUCCAGAAUCUCACCAUUUAGCAGAGGAUCCGGACAUACAAGCAGGAAACUGCAAUGUCAAAUGUCAGGGGUAACAAUACAGGGUGCAAACUCAUUUUUAGUGUUUCUGUUUCAAAGUCGUGUUUCUGACCCAAAGCGUGAUUUUCCUUUUAAGCAUGAACAUGAAAGAGUGAAGGGAAUUGCGUGACAUAGAGGGAGGCCCCGCUGCUGUUAGUGUAAAUGUAGGACUUUCAGUUUCUCUGAACAUCUAGAAACUCUUUGAUUUUACUAUGAUUUCCUGUUUGGUAAAAAUAUUGGGAAAAAAUAUUGCACACUCAAUGGCUCCUAUGUAUGUGACAAGAAAGUUGAGUAAGAUGUGUACAAGGAAGUGUGUGAAGGGAAGCCCUUCAGUUGAUGACUUGGUCUCAUUGUGUAACAGACUGACAUUUCAGAGCAUUUUAGCUGGAAGAUAAGGAGCACUUUGCAAGCGAUGGCCGGCUACUGAAAGAGCAAAAGAAAGACUUUGAAAAUGGUUAAAGUCGAAGAAACUUGGAAAGAUAAGUGUGUCAAUCAGGCUUGUUAGUUAGUGGUUUGCAGAAAGUGAAACCUAGAUGAUUCACCUCUGGACCUCAGGGUUGAUGAGGCCAACUUUGCUUCGCCUUUUUGUUCUUGCUAAUCACUUUUAGGUAAGCUCAUUGCCUCUUAGCGUCGCUUUUUUAGAAGUUAGAGCAGAAGUAAUUAAGUACAAACCAAUCCAUUUGCCAGUUGUGAGCAGGUUUCUUUUAUUUGUGUGGUUCUUCAUCUUUUUUUUCUUUUUUCUUUUGAGAGAGAGUGUGAGAGAGAGCACAGAGGGAAAGGGAGAAGCAGGCUCCCUGCUGAGCAGAGAGCCCUGAUGCAGGGUUCCAUCCCAGGACCCUGAGAUCAUGACCUGAGCCAAAAGCAGACGCUUAACAACUGAGCCACCCAGGUGCCCCAUGGUUCUUCAUCUUAUUUAACUUUAGUUCCUUGAGUUUUGAGUAGAGAUGAUGUCAAAUAUUCCACCAGCCCACCACCUAGACUGUGCUUCUAAACUGGGAUUCUUAUACGUCCUGUGCCCUGUAGGAAAAAGCAUGGCUAGAUACAAUAAUGUUUCUGAUUUUCCUCAGUCUUACUCAGAUAUUUUGAGUGAACUAAUUUGUACUAAAACAAGAUCUAUAUUGUGGAAUAGGAUGCUGAAUUUGUAUAAACUAUUCAUAUAAAAACGUUGAUCCUUCAAAAAAUUGUUUGCGGCAAGUGGUGUUGGAACACAUCCUAGAAUGCUGGGCGGGGGCGCAUGUCGCCCUCACCUUUAGGAAUAUUCUGGCCGAAAAAUUUGUGAUGCACUGUCUUUGUCAAUAAAACGCUGAAGACAAAGGGAGAGGGUAUUCCUGCAUUAGGAAAUGUUUCUCAAUCUGCUUGCUUGUGCUUAGACAUUUUAUUAGUACAUAAUACGUGCCUACUUGUUUUGAAUUGUUUACUCACACAUUUAAAGUCAUUUCUCUUUAUCUUUGAACUUUUAUUUAGAGGACUUAAAUAAAGCUCUUGUUUCCUUU